Diversispora eburnea is the source of this 291-nucleotide messenger RNA. The record is from the annotation of a GenBank genome assembly. NCBI's taxonomy places the organism in Eukaryota, Fungi, Glomeromycota, Glomeromycetes, Diversisporales, Diversisporaceae.
AUGGCAAAUUCUCAUUCUUAUGAAUUAUCUCAAAGUAUUAGAAAUAAAAGAAACAACAGAAAUGAUAGAAUUUACAGAAUUGAUCAAUAUCAAUAUAGCCAGAAUGGUCAACAACAACAAUGUACUUGCUGUAGACAAUCAUCUUCAACUGCAACUAACACUUCGAGUCAUACAUAUUCACAUACUGGCGGAAAACCAUUUGUUUACGCAGAACCGGGAUGUGGUAGAAAAUUUUCAGUACAAAGUAAUAUGAAAAGACUGCUAAGAAAAAUUGGUAUGAUGAUGAAAUAG